AUGUCGUCGGACAAGCCGUCAAUGGAGCCCGAGCAAAAAUGCUCUCCAGCAGAGCUGUUGCUCAAGGUUAUCCUUGCUGGUACACUUAGUCAUUAUGAGACUCGAGGCAUGAUUGACGACAAACAGCUAGAACAAAUGUUGGCUGCGGGGAAAAAGAUUGUCUCAAAAACGCGAAAUGAAAUGGACACUCGACAGAGCUUAGCAGUUUCGCCAGACGUCUGGCAAGGCCUUACCGAUGUCCUUACCAAAGCUAUUCCACAUCUCGAAUCGCAAUCCUUCGCUUGGAAAAGCCCACCGACUUCGACUUACGAGCAGUCAUCUUCGAACCUCAUCGCAUACAAUUACUUCAGCCUGAUCAAAGACAUUGAACGAUUACGAGACCUAUGCACCAUAGCUCGGAAUCUCCUCGCAACGACCAAUAGAGCGCAAAACCUAGCAGCAGAGAAAGGAUUCGACCAGCGGAUACUGGCGUUGAUAGAUACCUGCGUUAGGGUUACUGCGCGAGGCUUCGAUGGAGAAUCGAAUGCGAGAAACGAAGAACGGUGGCAAAAGGUGGUCAAUCUAUACAAAAGCCUAUUGAUUAUAUGCCUACAAUUCCUGAACAAUUUCAUCAUGCAAAACGAACAACGCAAGCUUGUGCUCUGGUUGGAUCUUUUCGGAUAUCACUCGAAUGGCGAUUAUAAGGUUAUCAUGCCGGGGGAACCAUUGGAUCCAGCCAGCCCUCCGCCACAGGGUGUUGCACCGGUCGUGCGAACUGGCGAGCGACUUAUAGGAUCUUUGAGAGGCGAACAGACUGCGGAAGAUCUGCUCAUUGAGGCUCUUUCCAGGUUUCCUCUAGAACCUGCAAAUAUGAAGCAAGAGGCUUCCAUGCUGCUACUUGCGCAAGUUAAAGAUCAUAUGGAGAAACUGAUGGGCCGGACCCUGAAAGAGAUUCAAGAAAUGGGCAAAGAUCCAGAACAGGCCAAAGAGAUAAGGACCGUUCUGACCGAAAUUCUGGGUAACAAGGCGGACGAAAUGAAGAAUUUGCAGGGCCAAUCACAAGAUGCUACUGAGCCGGAUGAGGAAACAAGACGCCAACAUAUAUUGUGUAUCGACAGAAGUGCCACGACAGGGUACCCGCGAGUAUGUUGGGCAGAUUUCCCUGAUUUUGAAAGAUUCAAGGCGAUUACAGCAGAUGGUCCUUUAAGUGAGGAAGAGACUAGUAUACCUCGGUCCUACCAAUCGGGUGCCGAUGCGUUGCAAAUAGCAAAGGAGGAACUGAUGGCACGAGCACAGGAGGCUUCCCAGGUUUUAGGGGAGGACGAUGAACAUUACGAUCAUGAUGAUGGUUAUGCUGAUGAUGAUGGUCAUAGUCUCGAUGAUGGUGCUGAAGGCAGUCUUGAUGAGGAAGAAGAGGAUGAGGACGAUGAUGAUGAUUAUCGUGGAAGACCCGGUGAUCAACAGCGAGGACUGUUGACAGAUAUUCCUCUCGUUCUGGGGCCUGCAGAGAUAGAAGCUCUUCCGAUGAUUAUCAAGGCUGGAAUCAUAGAUGCUGCGGCGACGAAGAGUGUGGAACGCGAAGUAAUCAACAACAUGCAAGCAAUUCGCUGUCACAUAUUGUUGACGCAGGAUACGGGUCGCAAUCUGCUUCGAGAGUUACUUAUAUUCAUCGCCGCCUGGGACUUGCCCGAUGACGAAGUGUAUUUCCAAUUCAUGGUUCAGAUCAUGGAGGCCAUCCUCAAGAACGGCUUGAUGUCACAUGCAUACGCAGACUUUGGCCAGCAAAAAGAUAUCAUUUCCCCAGCACAGGCUGUGGUGAUCAAGAUCUUGACCCACAUCUUCCGCAAUAAAUACUCUCCAGCCUCUUCGAACGAUGGCCAAUCUGCCGAAACCAAACAACCGCCACCACUUUCACGAGUGGAUGUGCUUACUGUACGGUACAUCUUUUCCAUAUUCCGUGGCACCAUUAUACCAGAGACAUGUGGUCUCAUUUACCUGCAAGGUCAAAUCCGUGCAGGUCGAGCACUGCCCGAAGACUUCCCUCUCAACCUGUGGGAUAUGGAGCGGGUUUAUGAGGGAGUAUACCAGUUCCUUGAGUUCUUCGCGGUAUUGACGGAGAACAAUGACUGGAAGAAUUUGAUUGUCAAAUGGGAGAUUGUCUACGAUCUCGUCACAUUGAUCAAAGAACUGGAUGCAAAUAUUCCCAAGGGGCCCCUCAGUGCUAUGGUCACGACCAAUCCAACCGGUUCGACAACCGUCUCGACCAACAACCAGACUGACUCUGUCACCGGCAACCAGCAGCAACCUGCUCCACCGGUUGCCGUUGAGCGGCCUUACGACCCAACAGACGUUGAUCCGGUAGACGAAAAUAUCGACGAAACCGGCUCUCGAGCCGAAUCACCACCCAUCACCGAAGAUCCAUGUGAAUUUGAAUGGCGUAACCUCAAGAAACUCAUUGUCUUAGUCCUAUCAUCUCUCGUAUGGCGAUGCCCCGAAGUCCAGAACCAGAUCCGCAAACAUGGCGGUGUCGAAGCUAUCCUAUCUUGCACCAGCUUUGAUGCGCAUAACCCAUACAUGAAGGAACAUGCUGUGAUGUGUCUGAAGUUCUUGCUGGAAAAUAACAAGGAGAACCAGAAGAUCGUCGAGGAACUCGAGGCAAGAGAAGUUGUCCGGGAUGAUAGUGGAGUGUUGGCUAAGACGGGCCAUGAGGCGAUUGUUGAUAGUGUGGGAAAGUUGACGAUUCAGAAAGCAGUGCCUUCUUCCUCGACGACCUCAGAUGUGGUUGAAGAGGUUUUGGAUGAGUAA
Messenger RNA from Talaromyces marneffei, 2784 nucleotides. RefSeq lists its product as uncharacterized. Bases 1 to 2784 code for a protein of 927 amino acids. The transcript is spliced from 2 exons. Lineage: Eukaryota; Fungi; Ascomycota; Eurotiomycetes; Eurotiales; Trichocomaceae. Gene Ontology annotation, cellular component: cytosol. The record is from RefSeq and is a predicted model, not a curated record.